ACCAAAAUAAAAGAUGGCGAUUUAGGACCGAACAUUGAUUUGUUUUGAUCCGUAACGUUUCUACAAUUCACCAAGUAUUUCCAGAAAAAUCCGCAAAAAUUGCUUCAAAGCAUGAACUAGCGUUAACCUGUUUGAAUCGCAGUAACAGCAAGCAGAAAAUGUCUCGGACCAAGUCACGAAUCCAGACGGAAAUCUGUGGCGACUGCGGCGGCUCAGAUCCCUCCUGGGCCUCGAUAAACCGUGGCAUUUUGCUGUGUGCUGAUUGUUGCUCGAUUCAUCGCAGUCUCGGCCGCCACAUUUCCCAGGUUAAAUCUUUACGCCAGGGCACCUGGUCUCCGUCGGUGUUAGCUUACGUCAAUCAACUGAAUAUCCACGGAGCGAAUAGCGUUUGGGAGCAUCUUUUACUGGACUCGGUAGCGCCGAAAAACCUUAAACGGAAACCAUCGCCAAAGGAUCCUCUGCAUCCCACUAAAGCGGACUUUAUUCGCGCUAAACAUGUGAAUUUAUCGUACGUUUUGAAACCAAGCUUGGAAGAUGCUGUGAGUCCGGGAAAUUUAGAGGUGGAACUCAGCAAGCAACUACACGCAAGCGUGAGGUCCGCCAAUUUGGAGACAAGCCUGAGAUUGCUAGUCCAAGGGGCAGAUCCGAAUUAUUUUCACGAUGAGAAGGGAUCCACGCCCUUGCACGUUGCUGUCCGGUCGGGACAACUCUCGCAGAUGGAAUUGCUGUUGGUUUACGGAGCGGACAUGAACACUUUAGAUUCGCAGGGUAACACGCCCUUGGAUGUAGCACAGGCGUGCAAGCAAAUGGCAAUCGCCGAACGGCUCGUAGAGGCUAUGUACGAAGUGACUGACAGAUUGAGUUAUUUUCUCGUCGGCAAGAAACCGGACCAUUCGUCUGGCCAGCAUCUUCUCAUCCCAGACCAAUCGAGGAAAGAGAUAAGCGAACAACUCAAAAUCGCUCGAGGCAAACUGCAGCUAGUUCCGAACCGUAUGUUUGAAGAGCUAGUGAUGGAUCUGUAUGACGAAGUCGAUCGCCGAGAAACCGAAGCCAUUUGGGCAACCAGUUCCCUGAAUCCGGAAAUUGGAGCGGUCCCCUUCCUGCCAACGAAUCCACAUUUAAGUGCUACGAGAAAUCAGGGUCGCCAAAAGUUGGCCCGUUUCAGCCAACAGGAGUUCUCCGGAUUGAUCAGCGAUGUACUGAUCGAUGCCCGCCGCAGGCAGAAUAUGGCCAAUCUGCGCCCAAUCGACUCACCACUGCCGGCUAGUUUGAGUCAGCUGAAGAAUGCCGCAGCCCGAGAUUCUAACCUUUCGGACGACGAGCCACUGUACGAUGCCGUUGCUUCGGAUGAUGAUUAUGCGGCGCUAGCCCCGGUGGCUCAGCAGGCACUCGUAAACAAGUCGCCCCCGAGUAUCGUCUCGAACGUCGAUGUCGAAACCCUCCGGCAGCAGCUGCAACACCAAGAGUCAACGAUUCAAGAGUUGCGCGUUCUAGUGCAGAAGCUUACAAGAGAAAACAGCCAUCUAAAGUCCCACGUAGAUUCCAAGGAGUACGAAGUGCAACUACGGAUUGACGGCCCCGAUCAAUGCCCUGGUGAACAGGAGGAUUCCGAGCCGACGGCUUCCGAUGGUCGACAAUAUUGCAAACGCCCAGUGAGUAUGUACGAAGCAAGGCAACAACCCCGAGAGGAAAAUCGUCCCCCGAUUACGCAAAGUCUGUACUCGAUGGCUUCGCUUGCGAAUGCAAAUAACGUAAGCAAUUCCACCACCGGCACAAUCGUAACCUCCACAAACGCAAGUUCGGAUUCGAAUGCACAGACCGGAAACAAUAUGGUCUCCAAAUUGCCCCAGUUCGAAGAGGUUAAAAAACGAACCGAUCUUGUGGCCAGACGAAUCAAGGAACUUUUCGCCACAAUGCAAGAUCUCUCGAAAACGGGUGCAUUUGUGCCAUGUGCCGAGAGGAUACGAAUCGCCGUCGUUGAACUUACUGCCAUCUUCCCGGCCACUUUGCACGAGGAGACGCUUCGGAGCGCCAUGAAGCAGCUAAACUACAACACCAACUUGAUCCAAACGGAAUGCACCCGUCUGCAACGAUCUCUCGUCGAGGAAGGACAGCAGAUGGCGGUUCUAUCGGAUAGCAUUAAACUCAACAUGGAAAAAGUACGCGGCUGUGCGUACAAUUUAGCAAUGUCGACCAAAAUCCUGAUAACGCAUUUUCAGCAGUCCUGAACUACGAACUGCGUCGGAGUUAUUCUGGCGGAGGCAAUACAAUAAUGAAUGCAAUAAUUUGUUCAAUGUUUCGUAAUCGAAACCACUAUACUAUAGGUCCAAUGUUACAAAACCCGUACAGUAAUUACAUCUAAUGACGAAAUAAAGUAUUUUAUCCUACACAGUAACUCAAUCGUGAGAAAGAUUGCCGAAUGUGCCAAAUUUUUGUGUUUCUAUAGAAGUAUUUUACGAUAUUGAAGAAGCAGAAAAAAUACUGUUCAUUAUAUAAAUAUAUUUAAACAUCUACAGAAUGCUAUUUUCUUGAUCGUGUAAUGUUUUAGACCAAGUAAGUUAUUUUGAUGCUGACAAUUUGAAGCAUAUAGUUGACGACAAUCAAUUGUAACGGCACAAACGAAAGUCGUCGUGGGUCAUGCGAAACCCACGAAUGGUAGGACCAAUUUGUUAAUACGACUAAUACAUCAACACUGAUAUACUAACUUGAAAAGAUCGUGAU
Toxorhynchites rutilus septentrionalis is the source of this 2721-nucleotide messenger RNA. It is a transcript of the gene Git, whose product is annotated as ARF GTPase-activating protein Git. The record is from RefSeq and is a predicted model, not a curated record. Lineage: Eukaryota; Metazoa; Arthropoda; Insecta; Diptera; Culicidae. Bases 159 to 2228 code for a protein of 689 amino acids. Gene Ontology annotation, biological process: regulation of ARF protein signal transduction; brain development. Gene Ontology annotation, molecular function: protein binding; GTPase activator activity. The transcript has 6 exons.